This is a messenger RNA of Naegleria fowleri, 1173 nucleotides long. RefSeq lists its product as uncharacterized. The record is from RefSeq and is a predicted model, not a curated record. The coding region runs from base 1 to 1173 and encodes 390 amino acids. The transcript has 2 exons. Lineage: Eukaryota; Heterolobosea; Eutetramitea; Acrasida; Naegleriidae. Gene Ontology annotation, molecular function: metal ion binding.
AUGUCACCCACUAUGGACACCUCAAUACCCAUGAAAAAGAAAGUUAAAACUGAUGACAAGUCUCUCACUCCAACCUUAGGGGAGGAGUAUUCCUCAUCUUCUACCACUGGAAAGAAAAAGAAAAAAGUGAGUUGGUCUUCUGAACUAGAAAAGGUCAAACUGAUUGAACCUAGGUCUGCCCAUAUAGAAGAAAAUGCAGGACAAAAUUCAAAUGGAGUUCACAAGACCGUUCAAGAAUUAUUGAAUGAAGAAAAAUCAAGAGAAAGGACAUUACUCAAUCAACAAAGACAAUUGAAACAAUUAAUUUUAUCAAACAUGAAAAAUACAGUGCCUGGAGUGAGUCCUCUAAGGCCUAUCAUUAAGGAACACAAGUCAGACCAAAUUCCAGAUUUAUCAAGCACAGAAGCCUCAAGAAUUGCUGCAGAGGUGCAAAAAUCUCAAUCUAAGAUCGUUCACGAAUCUCCAAAAUCUCCUGACACCGUUCCAAAUAUUGCAGAGAUUUCAAAUUUACUCAGUUCCUUUAAUCGACUCAAUCCAAUGAUGACCAACGUUGCCGUAACUAGUAAUGCUGGACACUCGGCGAGUUCAAUGCCAACUUCCUAUGCGACUCCUUCACCUUUCUCAACAUCGUCGACCCUUCAUCAUCACACGACCAUUGUGUCCCCAUCAAUUUCUCCAUCUGUGGCCACGACUGUUUUUCAACAAUCACCUUCUUACUACCGUCCACAACAAGCUCAAGUUCCACCACCACCACAACAACAACCCAUCUUUACUCCAAUCAUGACCAAUAUUUCCCAACCACCACCUCAACCACCACAACAACCACCAUCCCAUCAUCCAUCACGCCAACCUAAUCACCAUCAUCAUGCUCACAAUCGACAAUCCAACAGAAAUCAACAACAAUCAAAUAAGCCAAGACCUCCUCUUAAUCCUCCACCACCACCACAAGGACCUGUGGAGCCAAGAUCCUUCAAGCCCAUAAAAUGUUUAUUUUACCUUAAAGGAAAUUGUAAAAAUGGAACAAAAUGUGGAUUUUAUCAUGAAGGUUAUGACAUUCCUCCUCAAGAGGGAGUUGAAGAAUAUAACUUUGAGAAAGCCAAAUACUUCCAGUCCUUGAAAAACUCCACUGUGGGUACUUCCACACAAAACAAUCCAAGUAGUAACAGAAGAUGA